This is a messenger RNA of Nematolebias whitei (Rio pearlfish), 2272 nucleotides long. RefSeq names its product heat shock protein 12A (gene hspa12a). The record is from RefSeq and is a predicted model, not a curated record. The transcript has 12 exons. NCBI's taxonomy places the organism in Eukaryota, Metazoa, Chordata, Actinopteri, Cyprinodontiformes, Rivulidae. Bases 183 to 2198 code for a protein of 671 amino acids.
AAUGCUUUUCUUCUGUAAAUGACGAGGGACCGAGUGUGUAGAGGUCAAAGGGGACUCGGAACCAGCGCCGCGGAGCUCGUUUUAUCCUGUUCUUCUCUGCCCGGGGAACUCGUUGGAGCAGGAAGAUAGCUUGGUGCAGCUGUGUCGGAGAGGAGGCUCGGGAGGAGGUGAAACUGCGGGAUAUGACGAGUGAAGCGGACGCCGCCACGGACAAGAUCAUAACAGAUGCCAUGGCAAAUCCUUCUCCAGCAAAGAGUUUGGGUGAUCCAGGAAUCACUCCUUUGUCUCCCUCACACAUCCAGCAGAAUGACACAGACCAGGUCCAGUCAGGACCAUCGUUUGUGGUGGUCGUCGCCAUUGACUUCGGCACCACAUCCAGUGGAUAUGCCUACGCCUUCACGAAGGAGCCUGAGUGCAUUCACACCAUGAGGCGUUGGGAAGGAGGAGACCCUGGUGUGUCCAAUCAAAAGACUCCAACCACCAUCCUCCUGACUCCUGACAGGAAGUUCCACAGCUUCGGCUACGCUGCUCGGGAUUUCUACCAUGACUUGGACCCCAGCGAGUCCAAACACUGGCUCUAUCUGGAAAAAUUCAAGAUGAAGCUUCACACCACUGCAAAUCUGUCCAUCGACACUGACAUCCACGCAGCUAAUGGAAGACGAGUGAAAGCUCUGGACAUCUUUGCAUACGCACUGGCUUUCUUCAAGGAGCAAGCAUUAAAGGAGCUGAGUGAUCAGACAGGUGGUGAAUUUGACAACACCACUGUGAGAUGGGUGAUCACAGUCCCUGCCAUCUGGAAGAUGCCGGCAAAGCAGUUCAUGAGGGAAGCGGCAUAUAAGUCUGGUCUGGUGUCUCGUGAAACCCCAGAGCAGUUGAUCAUCGCUUUAGAGCCUGAAGCAGCGUCGAUCUAUUGCCGCAAGCUCCGCCUCCAUCAGAUGGUUGACCUGUGUACGCAGACCACCCAGAACGGGUUUAGUCCCAAUGAAAAUGUGGGGAGUGGUAUGAGCCAAGCUAAGGAGCAUGUGCGGCGCAACCGACAGAGUCGCACCUUUUUGGUGGAAAAUGUCAUAGGAGAGCUUUGGUCGGAGCUGGAAGAAGGUGAUCGUUACGUGGUAAUGGACUGUGGUGGAGGAACAGUUGACCUGACUGUGCAUCAGAUCCGGCUUCCAGAGGGACACCUAAAAGAGUUGUACAAAGCUUCAGGUGGACCUUAUGGCUCUAUUGGGGUUGAUUAUGAGUUUGAGAAGUUGCUGUGUAAGAUCUUUGGCCAGGAUUUUAUUGACCAGUUUAAAGUAAAGAGGCCGGCUGCCUGGGUGGACUUGAUGAUUGCAUUUGAGUCUCGAAAGAGAGCAGCAGCUCCAGAUAGAACUAACCCCCUCAAUAUCAACCUGCCUUUCUCCUUCAUUGACUACUACAAGAAGUUCCGGGGCCACAGUGUGGAGCACGCCCUACGCAAGAGCAAUGUGGACUUUGUUAAAUGGUCGUCUCAGGGGAUGUUGAGGAUGAGUCCAGAUGCCAUGAAUACCCUCUUCAAACCCACCAUUGACCACAUCAUCCAGCAUCUCACUGAGCUCUUUGAGAAGCCCGAGGUCAGCGACAUCAAGUUCCUGUUCCUAGUUGGAGGUUUUGCUGAGUCUGCUCUGCUGCAACAAGCCGUCCAGAACAUGCUUCAGGGCCGCAGCCGAAUUAUCAUCCCCCAUGAUGUCGGCCUAACCAUCCUGAAAGGUGCCGUGCUCUUCGGCCUGGACCCCAGCGUCAUCAAAGUCCGCCGUUCGCCCCUAACAUACGGGGUAGGUGUCCUCAAUCGCUUUGUGGAGGGCAAACACCCACCAGAGAAACUGCUGGUGAAGGACGGGACGCGCUGGUGCACUGAUGUCUUCGACACCUUCAUCUCUGCUGACCAGUCCGUGGCGCUGGGCGAGAUGGUAAAGCGAAGCUACACACCAGCGAAGCCUUCCCAGCAGGUGAUCGUCAUUCAUGUCUACUGCUCGGAGAAGGAGAGUGUGGGUUUCAUCAGCCAGCCUGGAGUCAAGAAGUGUGGGACACUUCGCUUAGACGUGAGUGGAACAGAAAGUACGGCGACGCGACGCGAGAUCCAGACGCUCAUGCAGUUCGGUGACACAGAGAUUCGAGCCAUGGCGGUGGAUGUGUCUACAGGACGCACCGUCAAAGCUAGCAUUGACUUUUUAAGUCAUUAAGAAGGCCAUAUUCAAGUUCAAGUAGCAGAACUCCUAGAAGCAGAAGAAAAAAAUCUAAACAGCUUACACUCUCA